Messenger RNA from Suillus subaureus, 3957 nucleotides. Its product is annotated as clasp N terminal-domain-containing protein. Gene Ontology annotation, biological process: mitotic spindle assembly. The transcript is spliced from 10 exons. Gene Ontology annotation, cellular component: mitotic spindle midzone; cytoplasmic microtubule; mitotic spindle. The coding region runs from base 1 to 3957 and encodes 1318 amino acids. Lineage: Eukaryota; Fungi; Basidiomycota; Agaricomycetes; Boletales; Suillaceae. Gene Ontology annotation, molecular function: microtubule binding. The record is from RefSeq and is a predicted model, not a curated record.
AUGAGCACCGAGAGGCUCGAAAAGCUCAUUAAUCAAUGCAAAAGCAACGACGUUGACCAAAAGGUUGAUGCCGUUACGAAACUGCAGGCAGAGUUCGAGUCGGGCAUAGAAAUCACCGAACCAGAACCAGUCAUCUCUGCCCUCAAAGCAUGUCUUCGUAUCUCAAAUCAACAUCUAACGACCGCCACGCUCUCUGCCCUUCCUCCUCUACUUCCCUUGAUCGUUUCGCGUAACUAUGUUGUCCCAAACGCAAAUGCGCGCCCAUUAUCAGCAUCGUCCUCCACGUCGUCCACUCCCGGACCGUCGCAUGACUUGAUGGUUCUCCGCCAGAUUAUGAAUGCGUUUCUUCCAGCUCCUGGCGUCAUCGAGCGUCUCGGUGAUACCCGCGAAAAAGCUCGUGAUAAGGCGCGUGAAACACUGAUUAUCCUCGGUGGACUGGCGUUCAGGGCUCCAUCUGGUUCAAAGAUGAAGGAUAGCAAGGGGGGUCCCGAAACGCCACUUGCGAUAUUCGAACGUUUCUUCAGAGAUAGCGGCUUUGGAAGCAAGGUUGCCAGAGUCCGAGAACAAUCAUUACUCGUCCUCGUGCACAUCCGCCGAACUCACCAUCUUUUUCCUGUUCGACCGUACGUUUCAUUACUAGUGGACACUUUGGAAGACACGGAUGGCAAUGUUCGCGCAUGCGCAACGCCUUCUGUUAUUGAACUCUUCACCGGGCCGGGCGUGACGGACGCUGCUCGCUCAGACCUCAAGAAAGAGAUGACGAAGAAGGGGGUACGCAAAGCGAUGGUUGAUAACAUUCAGUCACAGCUCAUGCAUUCCAGUCGUGCUGCUGGAGCAAGUACACCCCAGAGCGAGGGCUCCGCGGGAAGUGGAGAACCCCACGCAAAGAAGGAGUACAUUCCUCCAAGCAUGAUGCUGCAACAGAAUCGUCGGCCAACGGUUGGCGCGGCAUCUGGAGCUACGCCUGGUAUGACGAGGGCAAUAAGUCAAGGGAACGCGAGAGAGAUCCCGAGGCCACCAAGUCGAGCUGCAGUUGUCUCUCCGCCUUUGUCGUCACAGCCUUCAAGCGAAGCAGCUAGUACGGUUGAACCUGCUUUCAUUGCAUCUAGCCGAGAUCUGGAAAACGAAUUUCUAGCAUUUGCAAAAUCGUUCGAGGGGAAGGAAACAGAACACAACUGGGCUGCCCGCGAACGUGCCAUUCAGCGUGUCCGUGGUAUGCUCUCUGGAAACAUCCAUACAAGAUAUCCUGAUGUAUUCCUCCAAUGCCUAAAAGACGGAUUCAUGCAGUCCUCCAUAAAAACACUCGUCAGUUUGCGGACAACGGUUUCUGCAAACACCUGCUCCCUUUAUUCCGAGCUUGCCAUUGCGUUGGGCUUAGGGAUUGACCCGUUUUGUGAAAUGUUGUAUACGAAUCUGCUCCGAAUGGCAGGAUUUACAAAGAAAAUUGCUGCUCAACAGUCCCAGCGAUCGCUCGAGGUCAUAAUGGAGUAUGCUUCAGCACAUCCUCGGGUUCUUCUUUCCCUCCUUUGGAACACUCUCCAAGAAAAGACGGUGCAAUCUCGAACAUUCGUAGUCUCCCACAUCACCCACUACAUCCAGCUACAUGGGACACGGGCGAGACCGCAUAUAGAGGCGAAUGGUGGUGUGGAGAUCCUCGAGAAGUCCUUGAAGAAGGCGUUAGCUGAUCCCAAUCCUGCUGUCAAGGAAACAGCCCGCAGUGCAUUUUGGGAAUUCAACGGUGUCUGGCAUGACAGGGCAACUGUAAUCCUCGAGUCUCUUGAUCCCAUAGCACGCAAACAGCUGGAGAAGGCAUGCCCAGAUCCUGAAGUUAUUGCCAAUCUUCCUGCAACUACACCAAGCACACCAAACGUCAAGAAGAGCAGUGUUGCAGCCGCGAUUGCCGCCAGUCGUGCCAAGGCCAAAGCGAUUGCAACUGCGCCCCCUACUCUGAGACAUCAAGCGACGUCCUCGUCACACGCGACACGCGCAACGUCACCUCCAGCACGGAGAGUUGUUUCGCCAAUAAGCCCUACGGUUAAACCCUCGAAUGGGCGCAGCUCGCCAUCGCCAGCUUCGAGGUCCUCGCUGUCCCCUCGUUCAUCCCUUUCCCCCCUUACACCAUCAAAAUCACGCGUCCUGGGUGGUACUAUGCCUCGUUCUGUAAGCUCUGGCGCGGUCCUGACGUCGUAUUCACGUUCCUCCACCGAUUCGUCGGUGCCAUCCAGCCCCGAAGUAAACCGACGUCGAGGAUCUUCUCCUCUUGUUCCACCCAUUCCACCUAACCACUUAUCUACCAUCCGUAAAACUGUGCAGCCGAAUCUUUCGGAUUCCUGCCACGACUCACCGACCCCCCGGUAUCAUGCACCCCCAGUUUCAAUUCCAGCCCCAGCUCGCCAGUCAACUGUAAUGCCCGAUAUUAAUGAUGAGCAGACGCUCCUACUAGCAACCGCUAUACCCAUACCUGAUGACAGUGAUUCUGAGAUGGACGACGAAUCUGUCAAUCUCAUGUCUUUUUCGACUCCUUACAAGGUGUAUCCUCCGGCGCCCAGUCAACAACGCUCACUCUCUCCCCGCUCGGAUCGUUCAACGCCUUACACUAGUUCUGAUGCAUUGUCAAAUAGAAAACCUUUAGAGAUAGCACCUAUCGAAGACGCCCUUAUAGCUCGAGCUGAGCAAGCACAGAGUGCUGCGGAGCGAUUGCUGGAGCUGAACGACCCGGACGGUGAGGAUAACCAGCACUCCACAAUUCCUCCAUCGCUGCUCCUUGGACGUAGCGGAUCUGCGACGCCAAAACCCAAAGCGCAAAAUGUGCCAGCGAUAAUACGAAGCCUGGCUCCUCCUCCUGUGACCCCCGACAACCGAACCGCAGCCAUCUUCCGCCAGGCAGCUUUAUUCAAGAAUAGUCCUGCAAACAUCAAAGCUGUAGACAACCUCGUGAAGCCAGUUCAAGACCAGGUGCAUGAGACUGGUUGGUGGUUGAAACGCACAUCUACCCUCGGACAUGCCACACCCCUCAAGGCAACUGCAGCUGAAGAUCGAGUACAAGAACUCAACAACUAUAUUACCGCACUGGAAAGCGAUCAAACUGACAUUCGGGUUCUUCAAAAGUUAGCGUUGUUGUGCAGCAGCAAUCCCAUACCUUCCGCAACGACGUCUCCCCUGAGUCCUGGACUAGGACUUCCUUCCACUGUUUCGCCUUUCCUUGGCAUCAGUCGCUCUCUUCCUCCACUAAUCCCUGAUAUAUGGACGAAGGAAAAGAGCUUUGAACGACUAUUCAAUGCUCUGAUCAAGUUUCUUGAUCCUUCAAGGGAUGCAGAGCAACUUGAAUACGGCCUCAUAGUUCUUUGGGAAUUGCUGAGCUGUCAAGCACCAUUCGUGGAAGGUCGGGAAGCUGACAUAUUCGCAACUUUGUUUACUGUGCGGUACUGUAAUGCUGUUGAUGUUCUUGAAGCAACUAAAACAAUCCGCGAUGCCCUUGCAACACGCAUCGAACCUGUUUACGGUCUAACUACGAUGCACGGCAGUCUGCGCGCGUUCCUAGCUGAGCUUUCGUCAGAUAUGAGUGCCAAAGACGCAUCGCACGCCUUUGGACUAAUCGCCAUAGGCAAAUUCGUUAUGCGCUUGCCCGCUGAAGUACUCGAGGAAGAACUUCCGCGCUUAAAAUCCACCUUGAUGGCGGCGCUAAACAACACCACUCUCGUCAUUCGCGAAGCUGCGUAUGCUACCAUCAUCGCUGCGCAACUCGUGCUCCGGGACGAGACUCAUCUCUUCGCGUUGCUCGACGGGCUCGAUGAUAACAAGAAGAACUUGCUCACGUACUACUUUGAUAAGCACGACGCGAGGGUCCUUGGCAUAGAUGGCAACGGUGUUGGAAUGACGAAGUUGGAGGGUCAGAUGGGGAGGUUGGACAAGUUGAUGAAUACCCCACAGAGAGAGAAAGGCCGUGCAUCAGAGUAA